AAUGUCAAACUUGAAAUAAAAAAAAAGUAUAACCUAUGACCUAUUUAUUUAUAUUAUAGUAUGGUGUGAUAAAUUUGAAAUUUAAUAUAAACAAUUGUUUUUAUUAUUAGAACUUCGUUUAGUUAAAUAAAAGAUAAAUGUGAUACACCGAAAGACCUAAUAAUAAAACUUGAUUGUGUAAUAACAAUUUUUUAUUCAACGAAAUGAGUACACCGGCGUACGAUCCCGGUCCUGAGCAAUUCCAACAGUUUCCGUCUAACAGAAUCAUAGUUAUCCAUCCUGGAUCAUUAUAUGUGCGAAUAGGAAGGGCCUCUGAUCUGUUACCAGUAAAACAAUUACACUGUAUAGCAAGAAAACGGCAUCCUGGCGGGAAAAUAUAUAGAGACCCAUUUGUACCUCCCAGCGUCCCGAAAACGAAGGAAUUGAUUGACGAAUUAGAAGAAUGUCGACUGCAAAUAUCGCACACGCUCCAAACGUACGUGCAGUCCAAUGGUGCCAGAAGAUACGCGACACCGCCACAACAAAUUGCCGCUUUCAAUCGGCGUUCUCUUCCUGAGAACGUCGGUGAAGGCGAACUGUGGCCUCAGGUGCAGUGCGAUAUCGUUAUCGGCGAUCUAGUACUCGACAUCGACCCUGAAUUACCAUAUAACAUACACUUUCCAUACAGAAGAGGUGAUUUCAACAUACAUUCUGAAGUUGGAGGUUCUAUAUCAUCUGUAUUGAACGAUCUGUACACAAUAUGGAGUUCUAUAAUUGAAUAUAAGUUGGGUAUACCUCUAAUAGAGUUAGUUAAGUACAGGUGUGUGUUACUAAUACCAGAUAUUUACUCAAGGAAUCAUUUGAAGUGUUUAAUGUCAUUGUUAUUAAAAGAUCUAGGGUUUGGACACUGUUUCCUUGUGCAGGAGAGUGUUGGAGCUACUUUUGGAGCUGGUAUAGGUUCAGCCUGUGUUGUAGACAUUGGAGACCAGAAAACUGCAAUAUCCUGCGUCGAAGACUGUAUUUCACAUAAAACAACCAGGCUGAGAAUGGAUUAUGGUGCUGGAGAUGUAUGUCAGACUUUAUCCUGGAUGUUCCAUAAAAGUGCAUUUCCAUAUAAAAAUUGGAAUGAAAACAUUCCACGAGAUGUCAUGCUGAUGAGGAAUUUGUAUGAAGACUUCUGUCAUGUCAAUCUCGAUGUGUGCGGUCCACAGGAGAAAACAUUUCUAGUUGAUCAUCCUGGUGAUAUCAUCAACAAAUACACAUUACAGGUUGGAGAUGAAUGUAUAAUAUCACCUUUAUCUUUGUUUUACACUGAUCUCUUGAAAAUAACAGGACCUAAAACAACAAAAAUACAGAAUCGUCAGCCCAGUGACCCAGAAGAUCCUUUUGAUGGAGAGUUCUUGAGGGAAACUGGAAGAAAGAGAGAGACAGCAGAUCCAAGUGCAAAUGAGAGUCAGCAGUAUGAAGCUGUGAAUGAAUCACAGCCAACAACAAACCAAGAUGAGGAUAUUGUUGUUGAUGCAUUAGAAGGAGGUCCUGGAGAUGCUGUCUCACUGGCUCCUGGCCAAGUCUUGGCACUAGACGCUGCAAUAUUACAAAGUAUAGACCGUUGUCCAAGUGAGGAGCUGAAAAGAAAGAUGUACAGCAAUAUUUUAAUCAUAGGCGGUGGAGUUAAAGUUCAUGGACUUUACUUGUGGCUUCAGAAUCGUUUGGCACUGCAAAUCCCCUACAUUUACAAGACUGAGCAGUUAGAAAUAGUGACAUCACCCAAAGACAUAGAUCCAGCAAGUACAGUGUGGAAAGGAGCUGCAGUCAUGUCCUGUUUGGAGUCUGCCAUUGAACUGUGGAUCAAUCAAAGUGAAUGGAAUAAGUUUGGGCUGAGGAUAUUGAGAGAGAGGGCUCCUUUUAUAUGGUGAUAAACUGGCACAAAAUUAUUAUAUUGUAAAUGUAAAUAUAGCUUUAUAUUAGUUUUUUAUUAAAAUAAAAUACGGCA
Molecule: messenger RNA, 1972 nt
Organism: Galleria mellonella (greater wax moth)
Lineage: Eukaryota; Metazoa; Arthropoda; Insecta; Lepidoptera; Pyralidae
Gene: Arp8
Product: actin-related protein 8
Exons: 1
Coding region: 204-1895 (563 amino acids)
Biological process (GO): regulation of DNA-templated transcription; double-strand break repair
Cellular component (GO): Ino80 complex
Source: RefSeq, a predicted model, not a curated record